UUUACCCCCAAAAUGCAAGGCAGACGGAUGGGGACUUCAGGAAGAGCCAUCAUGAAGAGCACCAGUGUCAGUGGAGAGAUGUACACACUGGAGCAUAAUGAUGGCAGCCAGUCAGACACAGCUGUGGGUACUGUUGGAGCAGGUGGAAAGAAACGGAGAUCCAGCCUGAGUGCCAAAGUAGUCGCUAUAGUGUCGCGAAGAAGUAGAAGCACAUCUCAACUUAGCCAAACAGAGUCGGGCCACAAGAAAUUAAAAAGUACCAUACAAAGAAGCACAGAAACAGGAAUGGCAGCCGAAAUGAGGAAGAUGGUAAGACAACCAAGUCGGGAGUCCACUGAUGGCAGCAUCAACAGUUACAGCUCUGAGGGAAACUUGAUAUUUCCUGGAGUGCGACUGGGAGCCGACAGUCAGUUCAGUGAUUUCCUUGAUGGACUGGGGCCAGCCCAGCUUGUUGGCCGCCAGACUCUUGCCACCCCUGCGAUGG
This is a messenger RNA of Castor canadensis (American beaver), 484 nucleotides long. NCBI's taxonomy places the organism in Eukaryota, Metazoa, Chordata, Mammalia, Rodentia, Castoridae. The record is from RefSeq and is a predicted model, not a curated record.